Saccostrea cuccullata (small rock oyster) is the source of this 1529-nucleotide messenger RNA. RefSeq lists its product as uncharacterized. NCBI's taxonomy places the organism in Eukaryota, Metazoa, Mollusca, Bivalvia, Ostreida, Ostreidae. Bases 444 to 1529 code for a protein of 361 amino acids. Gene Ontology annotation, molecular function: zinc ion binding; nucleic acid binding. The transcript has 2 exons. The record is from RefSeq and is a predicted model, not a curated record.
GAUUGAAAGUUGUUUAUUACUAGUCAGAAAUUAUGUCGUGAUGUUACCAUCUAGUCAUUUGUUUAUAAGUAUGUUUAUAGGUUAAAAAUAAUAGAUGCCCUGAUGAUAUAUGAUUUUAAAAGAUUAUUCAAUGCAAAACAUUUUUAUUAUAAAAGUGGUUCCUUGUCAAGUACAUGUAAGUAUAGUUUGUAUGAAUUGAGUAGUAAGACCUGAUUGUAUUUAUAGUGGACAGUCCUUGUGUGAUGACGUCACAGUGACCGGAAGCGGCCAUACUGUAUUCCUUACUUAGGACCACUGUCAUCAUAAUCAUCAUAAUUUUUGAAUACUCAUUCAAAUCAAGAAUAAAAGAACUACGAGAACAUUAUUCUCUUGUGUUACAAAUGGCGUCGUGGACAGGAUUCUUGUGAUUGUGAUUCUUGUGAUUGACGACAGUGUGCAUCAGCAUGGAACAGCUCGUCCAAGGAUUGUUGGACAAAAUAAAGAUUUUGGAGACGAGAGAAAACCAAGACAGGCAGGAAAAUGCGGCCAUGCAACAAGAAAUUAAAAAUUUACAAGGAAAAGUUUCUUCACUGAAAGCUACCGAGUCGAAAGAAAAACCAACACCUUUAGUGUAUGUCAAGUCCGAACGAAAAUUUCCUAAGUUUGGAGGUCGACCAGUUAAGGAUGGAGACCCAGAUGUUUACGAGUGGAUUUCCGACAUGAGGGAACAUAUACAGUCUACACAGUCCAAAGACGAUUUCGUAGAUUUCAUCAUGGACCAUUUAACUGGAUCCGCAAAAUCAGAAGUGAAACUUCGACCUCAUACAGAGAGAAAAACAGGAAAACAAAUUCUCGACAUCUUGGAGGCUGUGUUCGAAAUCAAAGAAACCACUACCCAACUUCUCCAGAAAUUUUAUCAACGAGACCAAAAACAGGAUGAAACAUUAGAAAAAUAUUCUCUUGUAUUAAUGGAGAUGGCACAGAAAAUCAACAAGAAAGAUAAGAAAGAGCAAGUGACUGAUGUUAAGCUUACCGAGAGAUUUGUUGAUGGAAUCAGAGAUCAGAACACCCGACAAGAACUGAGAAAAGUUGUGUUAGACUCUGGCAACGUACCAUUUUUUGAAUUCAGACUUAAAAUGUUACGAUGGAUAGAAGACAACCCUGGUGUGAAUCUCAGUGUGAAGAAAACAUCAUGUGUACCUACUCCAAAUACAGAACAGAGUGAAUUAAUGACUCUACUUAAGAAACAACAAGAGAUGUUAGAGAAACAACAACAACAGAUUGAUACGCUUACACAAACAGUACAAAAGUCUCGACAGUCUGAUUCACCUCGGAGGGGUAAUAGACCCGUACCGUCCAGAGGACGUGGCCGAGGGAUCAGAAGACAAGAUCAGAUUGUUUGUUAUGCCUGUAACGGACUUGGACAUUUUUCAUCAGAAUGCCCAAAUCGUAAAAAUGGAUUCUCACAGAACAAAGAAGAUAGACGACUGCAACAACAGCCGAGACAGAAGUUUCCAAACACCGACCCAAAAGCAAAUCCCUCACAGUAG